Neurospora crassa OR74A is the source of this 1192-nucleotide messenger RNA. RefSeq lists its product as hypothetical. The coding region runs from base 308 to 745 and encodes 145 amino acids. The transcript has a single exon. Gene Ontology annotation, cellular component: cortical actin cytoskeleton; plasma membrane; actin filament. The record is from RefSeq and is a predicted model, not a curated record. Gene Ontology annotation, molecular function: actin filament binding. Gene Ontology annotation, biological process: regulation of actin filament polymerization. NCBI's taxonomy places the organism in Eukaryota, Fungi, Ascomycota, Sordariomycetes, Sordariales, Sordariaceae.
CUCACUCCGACAAGGUCACCGCCGUCUUCCGUCUCCGGACUCCUUCAAACAAACAACCACCCACCGGUCCAUUGACGGCUCCCCCCGGAUUGCCAAUACCACCUUUUAAUAUACCUACCUAAUCCUACCUACCUUCCACACGGGCCUUGACGGCAACGCGACCGACCGACACUCCGAACCCCGAAGCAACAACCCCCUUUUCGAGGUCCUCCCCCAAACUACCACAACAACCGCGGUGUCUACCACGUACAACCACGUACAAACCACACACAACCACACCCACGGCCUCCCCAAACCACACGCCAAAAUGUCCCUCUCCUCCCCCGAAAUCCUCACCGCCUACGACGCCGUCCGCUCCGACCGCUCGCCGGAGAACUGGCUUCUCCUGUCCAACGCCUCGCCCACCACACAAACCCUCUCUCUCAAAGCCACCGGCUCCGGCGGCAUUCCCGAGCUCUUAUCCCACCUGUCGCCGACCGAAGUGCAAUACGCGUACGUGCGCAUCCAGUACGCCAACGACGCCGAGUCGGUGCGCGUCAAGUUUGCCCUCAUCAUCUGGAUCGGCGAGCAGACCAAGGUGAUGCGCAAGGCGCGUGUGUCCAUCGAAUCCGGGGAGGUCAAGCGCGUGCUGGCGCAUCACAGUAUCACGGUGGAUGCGAGCGAGGUGCGCGAUAUUGAUGAGGAGGAGAUUGUGCGGAGACUACGAAAGGCGGGGGGCGCUGAUUAUAAUGGUGGAAGGGGUUAGACUAGAGGAGGUCUAUCUGUCUGUCUGUUUGAAUCUGACAAGAAAGAGGAGGGAUGUGAAGAGAAAAGGAGCAGCUGGAGUUGGCUUUAGCGAAGAGCAGUUGGAUAGAUCUGGGUAUUUUCGGGUUCGCCGGGAGACAAAAAGACGGAGGAAGGGUGCUGGUUCCCUUCCCCUCUCGCAUCGAUCUACUACUACAAACAUGUUGUACAGCAUACUUACUUAUUGUUUGGUUAUUUGGUCUGUACACACCUACGCUGCGGAUACCCCAAACGCGUCCUUGUUGUUCGCAUUUUGCAAAUACGGAACGGAUGCAAUUCAUGGCCCCUUUUAUUGUCCUUUGGCGGUUCUCGUCUGCUGCUUGCUUUCUUCAUCGUUGCUGGUUACACCUGUUGACAGAUCGACAUCGGCCCCCUGCAAAUCACCGCCAACUAGCACAUCGCCAGCAAC